Closterium sp. Naga37s-1 is the source of this 843-nucleotide messenger RNA. The record is from the annotation of a GenBank genome assembly. NCBI's taxonomy places the organism in Eukaryota, Viridiplantae, Streptophyta, Zygnematophyceae, Desmidiales, Closteriaceae.
AUGUCAGGUCUGGAAUGCGGGCUGGUGCCCCUAUGCGGCCUGUGCGUCCAGCCUGCCUUUGCUGUUGUACUGGCUGCUCCUGUGCCUGGUCCCUCUGUGCCUCCUCCCUUGUCGUCUCUGCCUCUCUAUCCUCUCCCCCACCCACCUGCCUCCUCCCAUCCCCUCUCCCCAACCCCAAACCCCCCAGCACCCUCGCCCUAUCCCCCUCUUCCAUACCCUCCCCUCCUAACCCCUGCGCUCCCGCAGUCGUGUUCCCCGCCACCUCCUCUCUCCCUCUCUCCCCGAACCAGCCCGCACCCAAGGGCUGGGUCGCCCCCUGGACCCGGAGCCCGACCUGCCCUUGCUGGCCAUCCCGCUGCUGCCCCUGCUGUCCCCUCUCCUCUACCCCACUCACCGGCCUCUCCUGCCCCUGCUGAACCUCCUGUUGCUGGCUGUGCUCCUGGCCCCGUUGACCCUCCUGCUGUCGCCCCUAUUGACCUUCCUGCUGCUGCCCCUGCUGACCCUCUUGCUGCUGCUCUUGCUGCCCUCUCUCCUCUCCCAUACUGGCCUGCCCCUCCUGCCCCUGCUGGCCCUCCUGCUGUCGUCGCUGCUGUUGCUGUCUCCUCAACUCCUCCAAGCCAGGCUGCCCCUGCUGACCCUCACGCCGCUCCCCAUGCUGACCCUCCUGCUGCCGCCCCUGUUGACCCUGCUGACCUUCCUGGUGCUGCCGCUGUUGCCCUCUCUCCUCUCCCCUACAAACCUGCUGCCGCUGCCCCUGCUGGCCCUGCUGCCGCUGCGACUGCGGCUGCUGCUGCUGCUGCUCCUGCUGCUGCUGCUGCUGUCCACUCUCCUCUCCCCCACUAG